Messenger RNA from Pichia membranifaciens NRRL Y-2026, 3534 nucleotides. RefSeq lists its product as hypothetical. The transcript has a single exon. The record is from RefSeq and is a predicted model, not a curated record. The coding region runs from base 1 to 3534 and encodes 1177 amino acids. NCBI's taxonomy places the organism in Eukaryota, Fungi, Ascomycota, Pichiomycetes, Pichiales, Pichiaceae. Gene Ontology annotation, cellular component: membrane; Golgi trans cisterna; Golgi medial cisterna.
AUGGGAUCUAACGAAGUCAGAACGAAGCUGAAAUCGCACAUUUCGAAGCUGAUGGACAAGAGGGCAGAUGUACGAGAAACCAGCUCGUACUGGAGUGCCUUUUGGAAGCUGCCAACAUCGAUCGACGACGUCGUGUCUGUGUUUAACCCGCCUGACAUCCGGUUCAUCAGAGACAACAAUAUAGAAGGGUUCACGAAGUUGAUACUCAAUACUGUCAACAGGCUGAUCUAUCUAUCCAAACUCAAGAAUGUCAGGCUUUCCGUCUUCCCUACAAACCAGCUACUAAACUGUGUACGCAUUCUCUCUGUGGUGCUGCCGUUCCUCUACGAGAAGAGGCACUUGGACUACAUCGAGAGUGAGGUUUUUUGGAACAGAAUUUAUCACACUCCUAACUACUCAAGUUCUGCAGACGAAGAUGGCAAGGAUCAUGAUACCAACUCAGGCACCAUUGGGAGCAUCGACGAGGUGCAAGAACCAAGAGAUUCGGGGGCAGUGAGCUUUAGCGAUCAGAAUAGUACAAACUCUCCCGGUGAUUCCGUCAAAGUCAACCAUGAUGAGAUGGUUUACGCAGAAAAACCCAUUGGCGCAGAACUGGUCAAUGCCUGUCUGGACUUGCUUUUCACCUUAAACUUCACUGUGGAAUCUAGAGCUAAAAGUGAAUAUAGUUCUCCGAUAUUAGCCAACGAUUAUCAGCCAAUCGUAUGGGAACCAGGACUGGAAGUGCAAGGCAAUUACCGUGAUACGAAAGUGAACAUUGAUUCAAAUAGGUUGGAAAUUGUUCGGUUGAUGUUGGUUUUGUUCUCCAAAAGUAUAUAUAUUCCGCCGGCUGAUGUAGUCAGCUCUGGCUCUAGGUUCUUGACAGUACUUGUCGCUGCGACUGAUGGCCGAAAGUUUUACAUUCUUUGCCUUUCCUUGUGGAAUACAAUUGCAAGAUCAAUCCGUACUAAUGAUAGCAACAGUGGCAGUAACACAAACGUCAGUAGUAACAUAAACGGGUUAGAUAUACCCGUGGAGGAGCACAAAAACUUGAGAAUCUUAAUGGUAACAAACUCUCUUCAGUUGUUUACUUUGAUGGUUGUUUAUCCGUUACCGAAAAAGGAUAUAUCUUUCCUUUUCAAACAUAAUAUCUUGUCCAACAACGAUGUCCCUCGCACAAGAUCAAGAAUUUUUUUGAGUAAAAUAACAAAUUCUAAAGAUAUCCAAAUAAUUAUCAAAACUUUCACAGCUCCUUUGUUCAAACCUAUAGUUGAUAAUGAUUUGGAUACUUUUUCAUAUCUCAUGAAAACUUCAAAACUGAUUGAUGACAAAGAAUUGCAUAUUUGGGGAUUAGAGUUGAUGAUGAUACUUUUAGAGUUUUUCCAAUGCAAUGCAAGAUUCAGAGCACAUUUUGCCGAACUUGUUGGCCCUGAUUUUUUUGUCUUAUUGCUUUUUUACAUCCUCAAGUUCAAAAACGAAAAGAAGCACGCUAGUUUUGUUAAGCUAUGUGUCUACUUCUUGCUAAUAAUAACAGCAGAUUUCAGACUGAGCUCAAAGCUUCUUGCUUCUUUCGAUGCCCAUCUAUAUGAUUCAUUACCACAAUUAUUGAGAACCUCGACUACACCAACCUCUUACCGAGAUUUUCUGACUAUACAUAUAUGCAAUAUCGUCAGCUCUGAUUAUGAUUUUGUAAUGAUACCUCCACUCGUUGAAAUUCUCUAUAACCUAAUCCCUCUUCAUGCAACCAUAUCGGCGUAUAAUAGAAGAGAGAAUAGGGAGGUAAUGGGUAACAGGAGGGUAAAGGAUCUCUCACGCUGUCCACCAUCACAGAUGUCUUAUGCAGCAUCCACCAGCUUGAUUCACGUUGUCAAUAAACUUUCGAAAUACAACAAUGUACCGAAUGACUUUAUAGUGCAACUUGAUUAUCUAUCACUAAUUUUCAGUGCAUGUUGCCAUGCAAUUCUCAGAGAUCCUUAUGACACCAUAGUUUUGAUGUAUGUAUUUGCGAAAAAUGCAAAUACAUUUGCGAGGUUGGCUGCUAAUAUCAAACGGGUUUCAGACCAACUAUUUACUGAUAUGAUACAGAAAGAAAGAAAGGAAUACGAACGCGAAACCCAACAACAACGAUUGCAGCUCCAGCAGCAGAUACAAUCUUCCCAAGAACUACAAAGACCAAUUUCCCAAAUCGAUAAUGAAUCAAAAGAGUCUUUAGAUCUCCCUGUAUUGAGUAGACAGUCUACGCAGAAUACAUUAGAAAGCAUACCCUCAAUGCGUAGCAUGCCUGCGGUUACCAAGCAAACUUCUCAGUUGUCAAUCCCAAGUAUUUCCUCUGGUUUCAUUUCGAAUUUCACCGAUGAUUCUGUUGAUCCAAUGAACGUAAGUUUUAAUGCUAUUAACAACAACGGUAAUGCUGAUAAUAAUUAUGGUAAUAACAGCAAUAGUAACAGCAGCAAUGUUAAUGAUAGCAAUAGUAAUAAUAACAAUAGCAACAAUAACACUAGCGUCAAUGGGCAGGCAUCUAUUGAUGUGAGUAAGGAAACAGAUAAUGGAGAUGCUGCAGUAACGCCAUUUAAUGAUGAAGUCUUCAAUGCUGAGUUACCACUUGGAAUGACAGCCAGAUCCAAAGAGAAGCAGGCUUAUUACGAAAAAUUUGACCAGAAAUGGUCAGGUAAAGAAGCAUUUGAUUUGUUGAGAGAAAGUCUGAAAAUUGUCAGUGAUGCAGGUAGCAUACGAGCAACAAAUGAAACUAAAGCGCAACAACCUCAGGAUGCCUCAGCUAUAAUUCAAAAGUUGCUCAAGCGAGAUUUAGAUUCACUUUUCAGUAAAAUAGAAAAGUCUGAUAUAUACGAUCCAUUAAGAAUGGAGUUCCAGCCUCUGAAAUUCAAGUGGACUAGGGCUACAUUGGGAUGGUAUAUUUCAUUGCUAUGGGGCAACAUUUUUCUCAAUUAUAAUAGUUUUGCUGCUAAAGGACUACUAGCUGAAAUCAGCUUAGGCUUUUCGGUGUUCAAAAAAGCAAGCUCUUCAUGGGGUUUCGGAUCAUGGAAGCUUGGUUCUGUUUCGUCGUCUCCAACCACACCCGCUGCAUCAUCACCCACAACUCUACCUACGUCUAUUUUUGCCGAAGGUUACAGCAAUGUCGUUGACCUCAGCGUCUACUAUGAUAAUAUUCUGAAACAGAGUAUCUGGUUUGGUACACAUAUCCAGCUCUUCAGAGUAAAUCCCGUAGUUUUGCGAGAUCACUAUGCUUUGCAGCAUGGCAAAAGUGAAUUGAGCAGCUUGAAUGGUUUCAACGGGAAUACCAGUCCUUCGUUUUCUGAAGUUUUUUGGAAAAGAAACACUGUCACGUCUCCUAGUCUCGGUAUGAGAAACGGUAGCGGAGUAUUUACCGAAGGUUUUUGGAAGCGCCAAGGAGGACGUCCAAAUUCAAUCGAUCGGAGAGAUAGUGACGGUUCUCUCAAAAUACAGCUAAGCCGAAGCUCGAAUGGCAAUUUGAACACCAACAACGCUAUUACCAGUAAUAAUAAUACCAAUAAUAACAGCAAGCCAUACGUGAGCUGA